UUAAAUAACCAUCGAACAACUCAUCCAACAAAAUGUGGAACAAACAAUCUUCCUACACGCCCUUGUUAUCAUAGUUUACUUUUUUUUUCUCUCCCUCUCCCUUUUUCUACAUCUCCAAUCUGCCAUAGAAAGAAAUCCCAAUAUAAAAAUGGUCUUUUUCAAAGACAAUCCUAAACGUUUGAUUUGCAAGAAAUCAAAAAGCUUCAAAAAAAAGAACCUGAGCUUUUUUCUUUUAACUUCGUUUCUCCAUUUCACUCCCAUUGCAACCACAAUGCCCGUCUUGGACACUUUAAAAAACUUUAUAAGACAGGGAAAGAACGCUGUGUCGGUUCAGCAAGGCGCUUUACCAAAGGACCAAGCUGCUAAUGACAACGAGAAGCGGUCAUUCAACAACACCGAGGCUGCCGUCCGUAUUGUUGAAGAGGAAAAGCUAGCCAAGGCCGACAAGAAGCUUCCUACCUACCCUAAGCUAGAACGGUAUACUCUGAUUUCCGAGAUGGGAGAUGGCGCUUUUUCAAAGGUAUACAAGGCGUACGAUACCCAAACUGGUGAUUAUGUUGCUGUCAAGGUCGUAACUAAACCCGACAAGAAUGCUGCAGAGUCACAGCGACACUUACACCCCAAAAUGAAGAAGCGUCCCAAGGCAACUGAGCGGGCGAAUAUUCUCAAGGAAGUCCAGAUCAUGAGAAGUAUUCACCACGACAAUGUUAUUCGUCUGAUUAGCUUUUCUGAAUCCGAUGAUUACUACUACUUGGUGCUCGAGCUUUGUGACGGAGGAGAGCUGUUCCAUCAAAUCGUCAAGCUGACUUAUUUCAGUGAAGACCUCGCACGUCAUGUUAUAACACAACUAGCCCAUGCCCUUAGACAUCUUCAUGAGGAGUGUGGUGUUGUUCAUCGUGAUAUCAAGCCAGAAAAUAUCUUGUUCAACCCUAUACCCAUUGUGCCAUCCAAGGAUCCCAAAACAUUACAACUUUCCCACCCAGACGACGCACCAAAGUUAGAUGAAGGAGAAUUCACACCUGGAGUUGGCGGAGGCGGCAUAGGAAUUGUCAAAUUAGCAGAUUUUGGUCUCUCCAAAGUCAUUUGGGAUGCUUCUACCAUGACCCCUUGCGGUACCGUAGGCUACACUGCUCCUGAAAUUAUCCGUGAUCAAAAAUAUUCUAAAGCCGUCGACAUGUGGGCCAUGGGAUGUGUUCUCUACACGCUACUUUGCGGUUUCCCACCAUUCUAUGAUGAAAGUAUCAAGACUUUGACCGAGAAGGUGGCCAGGGGUGAAUAUUCAUUUUUGAGCCCGUGGUGGGAUGACAUCAGCAGUUCAUCCAAAGACCUCAUAACGCAUUUACUGUGCAUUGAUCCUGACGAACGCUAUACUAUCGACGAAUUUUUACAACAUCCUUGGAUCAUGAAGGGCCAAGAAAACCUUCCUAAGGAACCACAACCCAUUCCUGUGACCGUGGAUGCUCCACCAACGGCUAACCCAGAAUCUCGCAAGGAUCUCCUUUCUCCCGGUGUAUCUAUGAAAGAAGUGUUUGACGUCACAUAUGCAGUGCAACGAAUGGGAGAAGAAAAGAAACGACGUAAAGCUCUCUAUGAGCGCAUGGGUGAUUUGAAGGUGGCAGACGAAACGUCUGAGGGUGCGACAAAAGCAUUUCAAGAUACGAUUGACUCUGGAGACGAGUCUAGCUCCACUCUGGAAGAUAGUGAUGAUGAGUUUGGCAAAGUAUUGCUACCUGCUGAUGUCCCUGCUGCCCUUGCGGGCAAAAUGGGUGGUGACGACCUCACACGACGACUACAAGCAGCCCAACAACGAAGAAUAGCAAGAAAAGUAGCCGAGCAGAAACAGCGUCAAGCUAGUAUGAUUUCUAGCCCAGAUACGCAAUCCACCGUUUCUUCCAACAACUCUAAACGAUCAAGACGUGCUCCUUUCGACCUCAAUAUGAACAAUGCCACGCUUCUUAUGAAGCGCAAUAUCUCUCCAGCUAAAGCAUAGUCAUGUCAUCUUUUUUUUUUUCUCAACCAAAACAAAAGGGAAAUAACAUUCAUACCUCUCUCUCAUUCACUUCAUUCUUCUUGAUAAAAGAAAUUGUAAUAAAUGCCUGUUUAUAUAACUAUAA
Umbelopsis ramanniana AG is the source of this 2114-nucleotide messenger RNA. RefSeq lists its product as uncharacterized. Gene Ontology annotation, cellular component: nucleus. The transcript is spliced from 6 exons. Lineage: Eukaryota; Fungi; Mucoromycota; Umbelopsidomycetes; Umbelopsidales; Umbelopsidaceae. The record is from RefSeq and is a predicted model, not a curated record. Gene Ontology annotation, biological process: mitotic DNA damage checkpoint signaling; protein phosphorylation. Gene Ontology annotation, molecular function: protein serine/threonine kinase activity; ATP binding. The coding region runs from base 149 to 1990 and encodes 613 amino acids.